AUGGCAUCUGGACACCCCGACAAUUUCACUGCUCUGCCAGGCUGGGCAGAUCCUUCAACAAGCUGCAAGGAUGAAGAUUUCUUAGAGGUGAAAUUCUAUCUCUCUGUUCUUUAUGGCCUGAUCUUCCUGGUGUGCUUCCCAGGGAACAUUGGGACAAUUUUUAUUUACUUUGUCAAGAUGAGACCCUGGAAAAGCAGCACUAUUAUUAUGUUGAACCUGGCUGUCACCGACUUGCUCUAUAUAGCCACGCUCCCUUUCUUUAUACACUACUAUGCUAAUGGAAAUAACUGGAUUUUUGGAAGCUUCAUGUGCAAGUUUAUUCACUUUUGCUUCUACUUCAACAUGUACAGUGGUAUUAUCUUCCUGAGCUGCUUCAGCAUCUUUCGUUUUUUCGUAGUUGUCUACCCAGUUAAAUGCCUUUUUAUGCAAAAACGGAGAUGGGCAGUGGUGACCUGCCUAAUUGUUUGGCUGAUUUCUCUGGUAGCCCUCAGCCCCUUGGGCACCUUGAUUGCCACGAGGCAAACCCAGAACAGGACUAUCUGUCCGGACCUGGCUGCUGCCGAGGACCUCGCUGUUACCCGGUGGUAUAACUGGCUGCUGACAACUUUUGUCUUCUUCUUGCCCCUGUUGACAGUGACUCUGUGCUACGUACUAAUCAUUUACAACUUGGCUACUGGGCUCCACACACGGGCUUGUUACAAGCAAAAAGCUCGCAGGCUCGCCUUCCUCCUCCUGGUGGUCUUCUACGUGUGCUUCCUCCCCUUCCACAUCUUCCGAGGGCUCCGGCUGGAGCUCCGUGUACAACCGGUCAGCUGUCACUUGAAGAACAAGGUCCUUUUCAUGUUUAUCAUAGUUAAGCCUUUAGCAGCAUUAAAUACUUUUGGAAACUUGCUGCUCUACGUAGUGAUGGGAGACAACUUCCAGCAGGCGAUCCUCUCACUCCUCUCCAAGUUUUGGACAAAGAGGAACUUGAAGUAG
Molecule: messenger RNA, 978 nt
Organism: Calypte anna (Anna's hummingbird)
Lineage: Eukaryota; Metazoa; Chordata; Aves; Apodiformes; Trochilidae
Product: 2-oxoglutarate receptor 1
Exons: 1
Coding region: 1-978 (325 amino acids)
Biological process (GO): G protein-coupled receptor signaling pathway
Cellular component (GO): plasma membrane
Molecular function (GO): G protein-coupled receptor activity
Source: RefSeq, a predicted model, not a curated record